Molecule: messenger RNA, 219 nt
Organism: Dovyalis caffra
Lineage: Eukaryota; Viridiplantae; Streptophyta; Magnoliopsida; Malpighiales; Salicaceae
Source: the annotation of a GenBank genome assembly
GGUCGAUGCCGUUUGGAGCAACUAUGGAAGGCCGACAGAGGUGGAGCCGACAAAAGCAUUACCGGUGGUGGCUAUUAGAGAGGACGAGACGAGUGACCAUAGUAGCGAUCGAAGUGGAUAUGAUGGGUAUGAUAGAGGCGAUGGUAGAGAGCUCAUUGGAGAACUUACCAAGGCAAUCGCAAAACUAAAAACCAUUCUAAAGAAACUACAAGAAUUAGG